ACACAUUUGCGAGUAGGGUGAAGCAUGCAGAGCGAUAGUGAUGCAGAUGUAGAGACGGUGAAGACACCGAGUAUGUGACGCUAGACUCGCCGCCGCCUUCCUCCGCUGGUGCGCGCAGCAUGGCAAGUGUUUGUGGCAUUCGAUUUCAUGACGGGUCUCGUGGUCUUGCGUAGUAUCGGGGCGGCUGCAGCUUGGGACGGCGCCCCGCGGGUCACAGGCCAGUCGCAGAAUGUUGCUCUCGGCCGUAGGGCAUUGUCAGUUGCGCAAGCUGCAGCUGGCCACGGCGAUCGCCGCGGCGGCGCUGGCGGCGGCGGCGCUGGCCACCCCCAACCGGGCCCCAGCUCCCUGCUCGGCCGCGGCGGCAGCCUCAGCCGCGGCGGUGUGGGCGGCAUGGGCUUCCAGGGCGGCGACCGCGGCGGUGGCGAUCGCCGCGGCGGCGCUGGCAGCGGCGGCGCUGGCCACCCCCACCCAGGUGCGCCCCAGCUCCCUGCUCGGCCGCGGCGGCAGCCUCAGCCGCGGCGGUGUGGGCGGCAUGGGCUUCCAGGGCGGCGACCGCGGCGGUGGCGCUGGUGGCGGCGGUGCUGGCAGCGGCGGCGCUGGCCACCCCCACCCAGGCCCCAGCUCCCUGCUCGGCCGCGGCGGCAGCCUCAGCCGCGGCGGUGUGGGCGGCAUGGGCUUCCAGGGCGGCGACCGCGGCGGUGGCGCUGGUGGCGGCGGUGCUGGCAGCGGCGGCGCUGGCCACCCCCACCCAGGCCCCAGCUCACUGCUCGGCCGCGGCGGCAGCCUCAGCCGCGGCGGUGUGGGCGGCAUGGGCUUCCAGGGCGGCGACCGCGGCGGUGGCGAUCGCUGCGGCGGUGCUGGCAGCGGCGGCGCUGGCCACCCCCACCCAGGCCCCAGCUCCCUGCUCGGCUCCAGUGGCCGCGGUGGUGGUGACUUCAGCGAUGAGCGGCUGCUCCAGCUGAUUGACAUGGCAGCCGUCGAUGUCAUCUUGCAGAACGACAACCGAGCCCACGAUGAAUCAGGCCCCAGCUCCCUGCUCGGCCGCGGCGGCAGCCUCAGCCGCGGCGGUGUGGGCGGCAUGGGCUUCCAGGGCGGCGACCGCGGCGGUGGCGAUCGCCGCGGCGGCGCUGGCAGCGGCGGCGCUGGCCACCCCCACCCAGGCCCCAGCUCCCUGCUCGGCCGCAGCGGCAGCCUCAGCCGUGGCGGUGUGGGCGGCAUGGGCUUCCAGGGCGGCGACCGCGGCGGUGGCGAUCGCCGCGGCGGUGCUGGCAGCGGCGGCGCUGGCCACCCCCACCCAGGCCCCAGCUCCCUGCUCGGCCGCGGCGGCAGCCUCAGCCGCGGCGGUGUGGGCGGCAUGGGCUUCCAGGGCGGCGAUCGCGGCGGUGGCGAUCGCCGCGGUGGCGGCGCUGGCUACCCCCAACCGGCCCGGGUGGCCAUGUGCAGCAGGAUCAACCCAAAUCGCCAGCGCCUCUUGUGCCUCCGCCAGCGCCUGCUCAGCCUGCUGAACCUGGGCGGCAGCGGCAGCGUCAGCGGCAGCGGCAGCGACAGCGGCAGCAGCAGCAGCGGCCGAAUUGCCCGAAGAUGGGCCCGGGCCUGCAGCAGCGGCCUCGGCGGCCGCAGCGGCCUCAUCAGCUUCCAGGACAGCCACCGCAUGGGCGGCAGCGGCAGCGUCAUGAGCUGCAGCAGCGGCCUGUACGACACCGUGCAGUGCACCGUCGCCACCCACAGGCUGGCUCCAUGCGCCGGCACCGCUGAGCUGCGCGCCCCUGCCGCCGCCACCAGCGCCGCCGCCGCCAGCACUGCCGCCGCCGCCACGCGCUUCUCGAAGCUGGCCAGCCAGUCACCGGCGUCGGAGCUGGGGCAGCUGCCCGUGUACGUGACGGGCCGCACAGGCCAUAGGGCCGGGUACCUGAAGUCACCCGACUCGCCGCACUCGCUGAGCCCCCCAUUCUACUCCGAGGCCAGGUGAUGAAGAUGUAGAGGCCGUGGACUUGUGGGAACCACGAGAGGAUGCCAGGGGCGGGUUCGUGCUCCUCAAUACGAACGCGGGUUCAGUGUAUUAAAUUGCACCUAGAUGCUAGACUCUGGCGUUCGACCAGCCGUUGCAAAUUGUUUGCCAUCUUCUGGGGUCUGGGAAUUAGCUGUCACCCUGCGGGACUUCACCAACCUGCCUUAACACUGUCCAAUCACACACCUGUUAUUGACGAGUGUUGCGGAACUAAUGCGUACGUAGACCAGAGCGGAAGGCGGAGUGGGCUUGCAGGCGGCAUGAGAGUAGGCAGUCAGUAGCGCAAGUUGCGAAUUCACAUGUUACCUCGUAACCGACGGUAAACGCUGUGGACGGUCGCGCCCAUGGCUGGCUGACGGAAGGUGGCUGCUGUAUUGGGAUGGCUGGGCUGGACGACGCCGGCCGGGCUGGCGUUGGGACUACCAGAAAGGAUGCGCCCGAAACCAACCUGGAGAACACCAGCGCCACCGGUGCCCAGCACGACAUGUAAGGGAGGGAGGAGGGAGGGACAGGAGGCGUGAUGCACUGCAGCGUAGAAGCUAUGGCGCUAGGCGCGAGGCAAGCAACGUCAACCCCAAAGCAACCGCGAGGACAUGGUGCGCAAGCCGGGCUGCAGGCUGUGGCUGUUAUGGCUGCGCGCUGCGCGGGGUGACUAAACGAAGAACACUAAGUACGGGGACGGGAUGGAUGCGGUUAAUAAAUGAGCAAGGGCGCCGGGCGGCCGAGGAAGUAACGACAGCGCGAUCGCUGCAUGGCUCAUCCCGGUCGCACUGCGGUCGGCAUGGGCGCGUGCGGUGCAUGCCGUGCGACACCAGGAAGCCACAAGCAGCCAACGCAAACGAAUCCUCCGCAGGGGCGGCAAGGGACGCAAGCAUACGCAGACAAGGAGGCAAGGGGUGCAGACAGCAAGGAUGCUAGACGGCUGUCCGGAGGGUGCGUUCCAGCCUGCUUUGCACGGUCGUCGGGUCGACUUCGGCGUUCUCUGAGUGUUACUUUGUACCAUAUACACCACAAGUACUCAGUUUGCGGCCUGAUUGAUGAUGCCGCGCGGUCAACAUGCAACACAUGUUCCUGCGCAAACAGCGAGAUUUGAUUUCAAUUUCGAUUGCCGUGAUAUACUCUAGGCAUUAAGAGACAAAUUAAAAGCUCCCGGGCUUACGAGCGCGACUCUAUCUGGCGAACGCUUGCCCCGCGUGACAGCCAUCCUGCAAAACGCGGCGGGAGCCAGAAUAUAGCAUCCUUAUAUGUCACAUAAGUUAAAGCUUGAGCACGGACGGCUAGACCUGCACGUGCGCAAAGAAGCACGUGUGGACACGUUCUUGCCCCUGGUUGUCAGCGCGUGUGGGUCCAACCCGCGCCACCGGUCCGCUGCAAGUCCCGGCCCCAGCGCGCCAGGCUGUUCCCUGAGGACGGAUGAAGGAGGGAGGGAAGGGGGGGAGAAGGGGAGCCUGUGGGCAUCAGCACAUAUCCUGCUGCGAUGGCUCCGCGGCUGCGAAGUGCUGCAACCAUGUACACUACAUGAUACAUCGGUAGUUGAGCUGGUGCAGCCUGAGCACCAACGCGCGUCAGGUAUGCCAAAGUUUGCCCCACAGCUUGUAUGGGGCAAGUCUGGAGUUCCGAGAGCUCAGAGUCUGGACUUGCUGGGCUGGAACCACCCCUGGCUGGAACACACACACAUCCUGCAUGUUCUGCACCUGCGCCUUCCGGGCCCAGCAGGAGUGUGGGGCUUCCUACACUUGUACCUAACAGAGCACUUGCACGGAGCGCACAUGGUUGCAGUUGCCUGGCCGUCCUAACGUGUCCUA
This is a messenger RNA of Chlamydomonas reinhardtii, 3813 nucleotides long. RefSeq lists its product as uncharacterized. Lineage: Eukaryota; Viridiplantae; Chlorophyta; Chlorophyceae; Chlamydomonadales; Chlamydomonadaceae. The record is from RefSeq and is a predicted model, not a curated record. The transcript has 14 exons. Bases 230 to 1969 code for a protein of 579 amino acids.